CAAGAAGGUAGUCAAUAUUAACAGACAAGUUGGUGUAGCUGGUAAAAUAGUUCCGAAGUGUGCAGUAAGACCGACAGAAGAAAUAAGAACGUAGAAAUCAUCGUGUUGAGACCUUAAGGUGAACGUCAUUAUAAUGGUAAAGAGUCUUCGGUGUGAUCAAUCAGAAUCUAGAUUGGGUGUUCGACACUGGCAAACUUUCCUCUUCUUUCUCGCCCUAAGUGUGGCUUAUGCACAGAGAGUCAACUUAUCCGUGGCUAUUGUGGCCAUGACAGAUGCAGAUGCUGUUAAUCCCGAUUUUCCUGAAUACAAUUGGCCGGAGAAGACUAAAUCCUUGUUGCUGAGCAGCUUCUUUUGGGGCAAUGUUUUGACCCAGGUGCCAUCGGGUCAACUGGCUCGCAAAUUUGGUGGCAAGAUAACACUGCUAACAGGCAUGUUUAUCUGCUCCGUGCUAAACUUACUGACGCCUCUGUGCGCAUUAUGGGGCGGUUGGGAAGUGGUAUCUGCCCUUCGUGUCAUGGAGGGUUUGUUCCAGGGAGUUGUCUUCCCAGCGGUUCACACGUUAAUCUCCGCAUGGAUUCCGCCCAAUGAGCGACCGGUGCUGGGCACUUGUGCCUAUGCGGGCAGUCAGUUCGGAACCAUUGUCAUGCUGGCCACAAGUGGACUACUCGCGGCCUCACCGGCUGGUUGGCCCAGCAUCUUUUACAUUUCUGGAGGCGUUGGUUGCCUUUGGUCCGUCGUCUAUUUUAUAUGGGGCGCCAGCACGCCGGCUGAUUAUAAAAGUAUCUCAGUGGAGGAGCGCAAAUUGAUAAAGAUGGCGCAGGCAACUGAGGCGGUCUCCGAACAGCCCAAUGAAAAGAUGCACACACCUUGGCUUAGUUUCUUCACCUCGCCACCUUUUUUGGCACUCAUUGCCGCGCACAGUGCUAACAAUUGGGGAUUUUGGACGCUGCUCACCGAGAUACCCAGCUAUAUGAAGAAUGUCCUGAACAAGGACAUCAAAUCAAAUGCGCUGCUCUCGGCCCUGCCCUACUUUGCCAUGUUCUGCAUGUGCUUUAUAUUAUCCGCCAUCGCCAUGCAGCUGAACAAGCGCAACUGCAUCUCCACUUUGACUAGCCGUAAGCUCUUCAACACCAUCGGCUUGUGGGUACCUAUGUUGGCCUUGAUUGGUCUGGGCUAUGUGGGCAGUGAUCAGAGCAAUCUGGCUGUCAUUUUGCUGACGGUUACAGUUGGUUUCAAUGCUUCCUGCUAUCUGGGCCAACAGAUUAAUCACAUCGAUCUGUCGCCCAACUUUGCUGGCAUCCUGAUGGGCAUCACCAAUUGUGCCAGUUGCAUCAUGAGCAUUUUUGGACCGCUCCUAGUGGGAUUCAUUGUUACCGAUGAGCAUGAUGUGGAACAGUGGCGUAUUGUUUUCUUUAUUGCCGCCAUCAUUUAUCUGGUAGGUAAUGGUCUCUUCAUCAUCUUCGGUCGAGCCAAUGUGCAGAAGUGGAACGAUCCACCAGCCAAGCCCCGUCGGAACUCCACACCACAGGUGGAGUCUCAGCAUUAGUAGUAUAUUCUAGAGAAUUACAUAGAUAUACAAUCGCUAGUCUACUAAUUUGAUCGACUAAAGUGCUUCUCAUUUUUAUCUGACUAUAGUAAACAAAUAAACCAUAGCUUAAAUGCAAAAUUCAUCAAAUUGUAUCCAAACAGCAUCGAAAUAAUGACUAUAAG
Messenger RNA from Drosophila grimshawi, 1710 nucleotides. RefSeq names its product putative inorganic phosphate cotransporter. Gene Ontology annotation, molecular function: transmembrane transporter activity. Gene Ontology annotation, biological process: monoatomic anion transport; transmembrane transport. Lineage: Eukaryota; Metazoa; Arthropoda; Insecta; Diptera; Drosophilidae. The record is from RefSeq and is a predicted model, not a curated record. The coding region runs from base 134 to 1546 and encodes 470 amino acids. The transcript has 4 exons. Gene Ontology annotation, cellular component: plasma membrane.